AUACAGCUGCCGGCUUCUACUGCCGGCUUCCUUGGCUCAUCUGAAAGAAGCAUGUAUCAAAGUUCAGUCUCUGCUGCAUCUGAUGCGCCUUCUGAUGGGCCUCAUCUUCUUCAUUGUUCUGCAGUUUUUACCCAAAAGACAAACAGAACAUAGCAGGAUUCCAUCUCUCUCUACCCUCCAAAAACUUCUCGACAAAUUUCAAACUGUUCAAUCCCCAAAGGGGUUCUCUUCCCACAAAUAUCCAUUCGAAUACGACCCAUAAUCAAUAUAUUGCAAAUCGGAGUUGUUAGUUCUAACAAUUCUUUAUUGAUUCCCACGCCCUUUAUAUUGGCCAAUUGUCUGUGGUUUCUUUCAGUGUAGUACAGAAUUUCUCUGCGUUCUGUUCGAUGGAGGCCGGGUGCAUGUGUUCUCAUCAUCAUCCGAAUUGCUUGAAAAACUACAUGAGAAAUGGAGUUUGGUGAAGAAGAAACCAUAUCCAGCAAUGUAUUCCAGCAUUUUUGGUGGAAUCACAACAGACCCAGCUCUGAUGGUGAUUCCUAUUGAUGAUCACAUGGUUCAUCGAGGCCACGGCGUGUUCGAUACCGCCGUUCUUUUAAAUGGACAUUUGUAUGAAUUGGAUGGCCACCUCAACCGCUUCCUAAGAUCAGCUUCAAAAGCAAAGAUCUCCCCUCCCUUUCCUUGGUCGAUUCUUCGGAGCAUUCUUAUCCAAUUGGCAGUAGCAUCACAGCUCAAGAAAGGGACUCUAAGAUACUGGCUAAGUGCAGGACCUGGAAAUUUUUUGCUCACUCCUGCUGGAAAUGCCAAUUCUACAUUUUAUGCGGUAGCCAUCGACGAAGACUUCUCUCAAUGCAAAGAAGGGGUUAAAGUGAUAACAUCUACCAUCCCGAUGAAGACGCCUCAGUUUGCAACGAUGAAGAAUGUGAACUACCUACCGAAUGUACUAGCCAAAAUGGAAGCUGAAGAGAAAGGGGCAUUUGCUUCUAUUUGGGUUGAUGAAGAAGGCUAUAUUGCAGAAGGUCCAAAUGUGAAUGUUGCUUUCAUAACCACUGAAAAGGAGCUUAUCUUGCCUUCUUUUGAUAAGAUCCUCUCGGGCUGCACCGCCCUCCGGCUUCUAAAGCUAGCUCCAAAGUUGGUUGAGGAGGGGAAGCUGAAGAGUGUAGGAACUGCAAACGUUACGGUGAAGGAAGCCAAAGGUGCUGCUGAAAUGAUGUUCGUAGGAAGCACGCUUCCGAUACUGCCAAUCAUCACCUGGGAUGAAGAACCCAUUGGAGAUGGAAGGGCUGGAGAAUUGACAAUGGCGCUAUCUGAUCUGCUUUGGGAUGACAUGGUUUCGGGCCCCAAAACGGAGAGAGUACCGGUUCCAUACAUGUAGUGGAACCGAGCCCGGUAGAAAGGAUGUCGAAGCCUGCUCAGGAAUGUUAUCAACUGAAAAUAAACAGCCACCUUAUUCUUAUUGUUGCCUGUUUUGGCCAUCUCUGCUUUCUCUGGACAUGAAUAGAAGAAAAAUAUCUAUGGAACCUGUUCUAAUGGCAAUUGUUUUUUGGGUUUACUGUGAAUAGUCACUGCGAGUGUGAUUGUUUUUCCUUUCGAAA
Messenger RNA from Momordica charantia (bitter melon), 1592 nucleotides. NCBI's taxonomy places the organism in Eukaryota, Viridiplantae, Streptophyta, Magnoliopsida, Cucurbitales, Cucurbitaceae. The record is from RefSeq and is a predicted model, not a curated record.